AUGGCCGCAAGACAGUCGCCAUUUGAUCUAUCGAAAUGUGCGCGCAAGAAUAUCCUGCAAUUGCAUCCCUACCGCUGCGCAAGGGAUGACUACAAAGACGAUGGGACGAAUGUCCUGCUAGAUGCGAACGAGAAUGCAUAUGGCCCUGGACUUGCUCUGAACUCCCAGGGCGCACUUCUGACAGACGAUGCGACCGGAUCCUCCAAACCUGAGAUUGAUCUGCUGGGAUUGAACAGAUACCCGGACCCCCACCAAGUUGAAUUGAAGAAGCUGUUCUGUCAAUACCGCAACACCCACCACCACACUCCGAAGACCCUACAACCCGAGAAUCUCUUUGUCGGCGUCGGCUCCGAUGAGGCCAUCGAUGCGCUAUUGAGAUGUUUCUGCAUUCCGGGGAAGGAUAAGAUCCUGACUUGUCCUCCUACGUAUGGCAUGUAUGCGGUCAGUGCAGAGGUGAAUGACGUGGAAAUCGUCAAGGUGCCUCUAGAUGUCAACAAUGGCUUCCAGCUCCAACCGGACAAGAUCAACGAGACGCUUGCGGCAGAUGCGUCCAUCAAGAUGGCGUACAUCUGCUCCCCGGGGAACCCCACAGCCAACCUAAUCCGCAAGUCCGACAUCCAGAAGGUCCUGGAGCACCCAACGUGGAACGGAGUGGUCGUGGUGGACGAGGCUUACAUCGACUUUGCGCCGGAGGGUUCUAGCCUUGCCGAGUGGGUGACCGAGUGGCCGAAUCUAGUCGUGAUGCAGACCUUGAGCAAGGCGUUUGGACUGGCCGGGAUUCGUCUUGGCGUUGCAUUUACGAGUUCCCCCAUCGCAACGCUCUUGAAUAGCCUAAAGGCGCCUUACAACAUCUCCAGUCCAACUAGUACCCUUGCUACGGCAGCGCUUUCACCGGCCAGUAUGGCGGUGAUGCGCAGUUACCGGGAACAAAUCAUCGCACAGCGGGAGCGACUCAUCGCGGAGCUCCCUAAGAUUCCGGGGGUGGGUCGAUUCCGCGGGGGACAGGAGUCCAACUUUGUCCUGGUUGAAUUGUUGGACAAGCCCGCCCGUGACGGGGGAAAGCCCAGCAAUGAGGUUGCAUUGGCGGCGUACGAGAUGAUGGCUGAGAAAGGGGGGGUGGUGGUGCGGUUCCGGGGCAAGGAACUGGGGUGCCUAGGAUGCCUGCGGAUUACAGUGGGGACGGAGCAAGAGGUGUCCAAGUUCCUGCAGGAACUGCGCGUGGUGCUUGAGGGUCUCAGGGGGUAG
Molecule: messenger RNA, 1245 nt
Organism: Aspergillus tanneri
Lineage: Eukaryota; Fungi; Ascomycota; Eurotiomycetes; Eurotiales; Aspergillaceae
Product: histidinol-phosphate transaminase
Exons: 3
Coding region: 1-1245 (414 amino acids)
Biological process (GO): L-histidine biosynthetic process
Molecular function (GO): pyridoxal phosphate binding; L-histidinol-phosphate:2-oxoglutarate transaminase activity
Source: RefSeq, a predicted model, not a curated record